Messenger RNA from Besnoitia besnoiti, 1194 nucleotides. RefSeq names its product rhoptry protein ROP18. Gene Ontology annotation, cellular component: nucleus. Gene Ontology annotation, molecular function: ATP binding; protein serine/threonine kinase activity. Lineage: Eukaryota; Apicomplexa; Conoidasida; Eucoccidiorida; Sarcocystidae. Gene Ontology annotation, biological process: mitotic DNA damage checkpoint signaling; protein phosphorylation. The record is from RefSeq and is a predicted model, not a curated record. Bases 1 to 1194 code for a protein of 397 amino acids. The transcript has a single exon.
AUGCUAGAUUUUCGGAGACAGGAAUUAGGCGACGUUUUUGUCGCCCACCUCAUCCAAGAACUGUCACGAGUCACCACAAUAUCUCCCGAAGAGACGCAGGGAAGCCCAUGGGAAGAAGAAGCCGUGUCAGGGUCGUUUUGGCCGAAUAAUGAAGCCGUCAAAGUCGUCUCAGAAUUUACAGGGUUACACAGGACUUUGAAAAGAGGCCGUUUGCUUGGCCGAGGCGGAUUUGGUGUUGUGUACCUGGCAAGAGAUGUGGAGAGACAGGAAGAAGUUGUCUUGAAAAUUGCGAUUGAUUAUGAGAAGCCGACGAAACAGAGGCUUCUGGAACUCAGGAGGGAAGCCUUCUUUUACAGAGCGCUGAAAAACGUCAAGUCAUCCAGUGACGCUCGGAGGCGUUUACGGCUAAUGGUUCCAAGCGACGUCGUGAGCGUUGUACGACGUCCUUCGGCUCUAGAGUAUGACGACUCCAACAUUUGGAUACCGAACCUCUUUAUGGUGAUGCCCAAGGCUGAAACCGACCUCGCGCGUGUCUUCACAAAAUUGCUCGUCCGCUUCCCACAGCUUUGGACUAGUGACGUCGCACAGAUGGCGCGGCUUCAUGUGACCUGGGCAAUCAUAAAGGUGGUAGCAAAUAUGCAUCGCCGAGGUAUGGUACAUGCUGAUGUCAAGCUGUCCAACUUUGUCGUUAUGCGAGACGGCCGCGUCCUCCUGGGCGACUUCGGCACAUGCCAACCAGUUUCAUACUUUGGGGAGUUACCGUGCACAGAGGGCUACAUUCCUCCAGAGCGGCCACGGUUGGCGCAGCCUAUCGUGUAUUCCUUCGCAAUCGAUGCUUGGCAGCUUGGGAUUGCGAUCUACCGGCUUUGGUGUAGCGUGCGUCCCUCACAGAAUGAGGACAUCAGGGGCGAAGUACGUUUCGAACAGUGUACCACCGGACCUCCUUUGCAAGUCCAGACCCUCGUUCGACGGUUCCUGGAUAUGUCGCCGGAAAGUCGGUUGCUCCCGUUGCAAGCCGUGAGAAGCGAUGAAUUUCGACAGAUCAGAGAAGACGUGAAGCGUGCCUUAGCUGCGGGGGGGCAGCUUCUUCUCGAUCGAAGUAAAGCACACUCCGCCAACGAAGAAGGUGCUCCAGAGGGAGAGCCUACUGACUCCGUUGGGCACGCCUCGAUAGCUUCGAGCGAUGGUGGCUAG